Aspergillus ibericus CBS 121593 is the source of this 1944-nucleotide messenger RNA. Its product is annotated as CAMK family serine/threonine-protein kinase. The coding region runs from base 1 to 1944 and encodes 647 amino acids. Gene Ontology annotation, molecular function: protein binding; protein serine/threonine kinase activity; ATP binding. The record is from RefSeq and is a predicted model, not a curated record. Gene Ontology annotation, biological process: mitotic DNA damage checkpoint signaling; protein phosphorylation. The transcript has 6 exons. Lineage: Eukaryota; Fungi; Ascomycota; Eurotiomycetes; Eurotiales; Aspergillaceae. Gene Ontology annotation, cellular component: nucleus.
AUGACACCGCAGAACGAGAAAAGCUCCCUCAAGCGUGUCAGGGCAACCGCAGAUAAUGAUUCGCAAUAUCUCAAAAAGCCACGGCGCUCCGAGAGGAUCAAUUCCCAAAGCAAAUCACAAGCCUUAGACAACCAGUCGUAUCUGCCCACACCAUUGACUCAACGAGAAUCGACUGCUACAGACAUCGGAAAGGAGUCACCUGCUCCACCCAACGAAUCCAGCCAGGUCUUGCACCAACGUACGCCCUCUAUUUCAGAACCCCUGCAAGCCAGUCCUUCACCUCCAGGUGAUACUCAAGCUCUUUCCCAGUUUGUCUAUCCGCCCAGAGCAUUUGCGGAUGAAGUCGAAGACGAAGCUGCAGAAGGGGUCUGGGGUUAUUUAAUCCCACUUGAUGACAAGGUUCGACACGCUUUAGUAUUGAGGAAACGUGGGAGUUGUGAAGAGCGCGAAUAUGCAGAACCCACAACUAGGUCCAAAAAGGGAGCCUCGAAAAAAAGUACAGAAUCAAUACGCGGAGGUCAUUCUCAGUCACCGGGGGGCUAUCUGAUAGGUCGACAUCAUGAAUGCGAUCUGGUGAUUGAUAUCCCUACUGUGUCGAAUCGCCAUUUCUUGAUAUUCCCGGAGAGCAGAAAGGGGGAUUCCGUCGCAGUUCUAAAGGAUUCGUCCAUCAAUGGUACUUUCGUCAACGAUGCAAUUGUGGGCCGAAACAAGCAACGUGAUCUUGAGGAUGGUGAUGAAGUCACUAUCUUGAAUGAAGCACGAUUUGUUUUCAGAUACCCCCGGACUAGAGACACAAAUCGAUUCCACCAGCAAUACAGAGUUCUCCAAACACUUGGAAAAGGACACUUUGCCACAGUCUACCUCUGCGUAGAACGGGCCACAGGAACUCGAUAUGCCGUGAAAGUGUUUGAAAAGCGGUCCGGCGAUUCACAGCGCUCACAAAUCGAUACCAUGCAGCAGGAAAUUGGUGUUUUGAUGGGAGUUAGUCAUCCGAACUUGCUCUGUCUCAAGGAUACAUUUGACGAAAGCGAUGGUGUAUACCUUGUUCUGGAGCUUGCCCCAGAAGGCGAAUUGUUUAGCCUGAUUGUUAGCGAAACAAAACUCUCAGAAAGUGACACCCGCCAUAUCUUUCUUCAACUGUUUGAAGGACUGAAGUAUUUGCAUGAACGAGACAUUGUUCACCGAGACAUAAAACCCGAGAAUAUUCUUGUCACAGACAAGAGUUUGACUGUGAAACUUGCGGAUUUUGGAUUAGCCAAGAUUAUUGGUGAAGAUUCAUUCACAACAACAUUAUGUGGGACACCGAGCUAUGUUGCACCAGAGAUUCUGGAAGGGUCACAUCGCCGGAAAUACACAAAAGCUGUGGAUGUUUGGUCACUUGGAGUUGUUCUAUACAUAUGCCUUUGUGGUUUUCCCCCGUUCUCGGACGAACUAUAUACACCUGAACGUCCCUUCACUCUAGCGCAGCAGAUAAAACACGGGCGCUUCGAUUAUCCAUCUCCCUAUUGGGAUACUGUGAGCGAUCCGGCAUUGGAUCUGAUAGACCGAAUGCUUACGAUUAAUGUCAACGAUCGAAUCACGGUGGAUGGAUGCUUGGAACACCCAUGGGUCACAGGAAAUUACCCUAGUGUUUAUGACAGCACAGAUGGCUUGACUGGCGCCUUAGGGAAGUUGGACUUCUCAAAAAGGAAACUAGCACGCGAGCGAACGCUUCUCAGCCACAUCAACAAUGUCCUCUAUAGUGAACACGAGCAGGAAAGCGGUGCUGCUGUCAAGGUCUUCCACAAGAGUGAUACCGGAAAGCGUGUCAACCACCCAGCAAGAAUUAUGCAGGAGUGUGAAGCAUCCCCAAGUGAGAAUAGUGCUCCUAAAGACUUUCUCAAUCUUGGGGAACGGGGUGAUCCAGUCCUGUUUGACUGCAAAUCGGCGAAUGGCCAUAGAUGA